GGGUGCGUGUUCCUCGAUUACGAGUAUGUGACUAACCACAUACCCAAAUAUCUCGUCCGUUCGCACAAGUACAGCUUCUUCGACACUCUUCGGUAACCGCGAGCGGUAGCGCUGAAGCCUAGAGCAACGUGUUAAAGCCCUUUCACGUACCCACUGGCAGGCAAGUAUAUCGCUAGGCGACCGCAAGUGCCUUGAUGGGCUUUGUCAAAAAUACGUACGGCAGUCCGUGGUCUCCUUCCGGCGUGGACACAACGUCCUUCCCCAUCUCCGUACAGACGUUCACCAUCCCAGCGACGCCUCCCGUGCGUCAGCCGUCAGCGACAUCCAUACGCCGACAGGCGUCCAAAACUCACACCGCAGCUGGCAGGACUCCAUUGGCGUCCGUGCGAUGGACGCGCGAGCAUUGCGGCUCCGAGAGCUACGCCCGUAUAUGGAGAUUGAUCCCCCGGUCUAAGAUGCACUGGACGCGGCGGCCGGGCUCGCUAUAGAAGUUUGGAUCUUAACCUUGUCAAGAGAUCUGUACCGUGGCUGCCAGUGAGCAGCCACGCAUGGACCUUGUACAAACCUUCAAGUUGUAUUGGUGAAGAUGGCCGUCCAUGGAUUCUCGAGCACACUAACCCAACGCUGGCCGGCGUACAUCCGGGGUCGUCAUUCCGGUUACUCUACCGGUCUCGUCCCAGGCUUUGAAUCUCCGGGGCGCAAAAACAGCAAC
Fomitopsis serialis is the source of this 712-nucleotide messenger RNA. RefSeq lists its product as uncharacterized. Lineage: Eukaryota; Fungi; Basidiomycota; Agaricomycetes; Polyporales; Fomitopsidaceae. The record is from RefSeq and is a predicted model, not a curated record. The annotation marks the transcript as partial. The transcript is spliced from 2 exons.